This is a messenger RNA of Wasmannia auropunctata (little fire ant), 1321 nucleotides long. RefSeq lists its product as uncharacterized. NCBI's taxonomy places the organism in Eukaryota, Metazoa, Arthropoda, Insecta, Hymenoptera, Formicidae. The record is from RefSeq and is a predicted model, not a curated record. The transcript is spliced from 5 exons. Bases 480 to 1247 code for a protein of 255 amino acids.
CUCUGGCGUAAGCAAAUGAGAUAAAUACACGAUAUAUGAUGUGAUUUUUUACUUUUAAGUAUAUCGAGUUAAAAAGGGACAAAGACGUAAAAGCACAGAUUUCUAUGGAAAUCUGUGCGUGAAUCGUCACAAAGCCCGAAAAGUGCAAUUAUAUAGGAAGAAGGUCAGGGAUUUCCUAAAAACAGGAAAUAUAUAAAAUAUUAAACGUGAUUAAUAUGUUGAUUUAACACAACACAAUCGAUACAAUAUACAUAUUAUUUAAAAUAAGAAGAUCAAGAUUUUGAUUAUCAAGGAUUGAGAGUGUGAUCCUCUUAACGCUACAAAUGUUUCACACGUUAUACGAAAUAUACGAUCAAGCAUUUGAUUUACAAAUCAGAGGAAAGAAUUAUUUUUACUAAUUGCGAUCAUUGAAAAAAAUGCUUCGAUCAAGCAUAUAAGCAUCAAGUAAACCGCGCGCGAUACAAUUUGAACGUUAAAUCAUGGAAAGAUGUGAUAUACAAAUAAGUAAAAAAGCUUCAAUGUCACAACCUCUAAGUAAUAAUAAUUAUAUAAACGACAAACUAUCUGAACCUAUUGUAACAAAAGCAAACAAUAACGAGCAAAGUAAUAAAAAUAAUAUUGAUUACAAAAAUAUUUUACUCACUAUGAGAGGAGAAAUAAGUUCAGGUUCCAUACAUAGAAACAGUUUAACGCAAAAACAGGCUAAUAUUAUUUUUGUAGAGGAGACGGAAGACGAUGAUGAACAAUUCAUUUUAAAUAUGAAAACGAUCAUUGAUAAAAACUGCAAAAUGCAAAAUAAGGAAAACUCUAACAUAAAAGAUUUACAAAGCAAAUUAUAUUUAUCAAGAAAAAAGAAGUGCCCAUUUAGCGACAUAGAUCAAAAUUUGAUGAAACGAUUUAAAAAAUCUGUAGACGAUAGCAAAGCUUCCUGCAUAACACAAAAAUUGCAGCAGCCUGAGCACGUUGUUGACAUUGUUUCCACUAAUAGUCACAGUUGCUCGACAGACUAUACUCCGCAGAUUGCCUAUACUCCAGUCAUUAAUAAUGAUAUGAAUGACGAUAUGAAUUGCAGACACAACAAGAGUGAACUGCUUUUCCAUGUAACUUCGAAAAUGCAGAAAAAUGACCAAUGGAUUCACGAAAGAACAGUAGAGAAUAUAAAAACUGUUACUGAAAUAGAAAUAGAAAAGCAGUUUAUUUAUAAGGAGAUGUUGUGCCUUACACCUCCCCAGAAAGAUGAUUCAUAAAAUAACUUACAAUUUAUAUAAAUAAUAUAAAAUAAUUUUCUAAUUUUUACCAUAUUAUUUGUCAGCAAUUUAUU